AUGGAGGAGAAGCCGUAUUCCUGUCCUGAGUGUGGGAAAUGUUUUUCACAGAAGUCCCAUCUUUCCAGACAUCAGAGAUCUCACACGGGACGGAAGAGCUUCUCCUGUACUGAGUGCGGAAAGAGGUUCCAUUCUAAAUCCAAACUUAAUGUGCAUAAAAGAUCUCACACAGGGGAGAAGCCGUAUUCCUGUCCUGAGUGCGGGAAAUGUUUUUCAGUGAAGUCCAAUCUUUACAGACAUCAGGGAUCCCACACAGGGGAGAAGCCAUAUUCCUGUCCUGAGUGCGGGAAAUGUUUUUCACAGAAGUCCAGUCUUUACACACAUCAGAGAUCUCACACGGGGGAGAAGCCAUUUUCCUGUCCUGAGUGCGGGAAAUGUUUUUCACAGAAGUGCAGUCUUUACACACAUCAGAGAUCUCACACAGGGGAGAAGCCAUUUUCCUGUCCUGAGUGUGGGAAUUGUUUUUCAUACAAGUCCCAACUGUAUAAACAUCAGAGAUCCCACACAGGAGAGAAGACACAUUCCUGUCCUGAGUGA
Messenger RNA from Staurois parvus, 537 nucleotides. The record is from the annotation of a GenBank genome assembly. NCBI's taxonomy places the organism in Eukaryota, Metazoa, Chordata, Amphibia, Anura, Ranidae.